Messenger RNA from Peromyscus eremicus (cactus mouse), 1283 nucleotides. Its product is annotated as N-acetyltransferase 8-like. The record is from RefSeq and is a predicted model, not a curated record. NCBI's taxonomy places the organism in Eukaryota, Metazoa, Chordata, Mammalia, Rodentia, Cricetidae. Gene Ontology annotation, molecular function: N-acetyltransferase activity. The transcript has a single exon. Bases 535 to 1221 code for a protein of 228 amino acids.
UUCUUAGUAGAUUAAAUCUUUCUAACUAGGGGAACAUUUGCGGAAACUUGCCAUUGGGAACACGGGAUUCUGACAUUUACAAAUCCUGAAGAGGAAACACAGCUGGGGGAUAGGAAAGCCUGUACCUGGGUAAGGAGAGAGAUGGAAAUGGGACAUGCCUGUGCUCUAUCAAUCUUGCUGUACUGAAUCCUCAAAAUUACCCUGGAAACCAGGUGUUUCUUCAUGCUGAUCUGUAGGUGAACACACACAGGCUCAGAGAGGUGGACAUGCCUCGCCUCACAGGACUGGCAGGGAGGAGCCAGGGGUAUAAUGUUCUGGAAACCAACACUGUCUCUCGGGUUGUUGUUCCGCUCCCUCCUGGGUGACAGUGGAAAUGUGCACCUGUGAGUCUGGAGGCUGGGAGCUAAGUGGUAAGUGGGGGUUUAGGAAACUCAUUUGGCUUCCUCUGGCUCUUCUAGGGCUAUAAGGAAGCAACUCAAGCAGAUUGGAAUGUCUCUCCUGGAUGCUGAGAUUUGAGAUCCAGAAGUCUCCCCAAUGGCUCCUUAUCACAUUCGCCAGUUCCAGGAGAGGGACUAUAAACAGGUCAUAGAAUUGUUCUCCAGGGGUCUGGAGGAGCAUGCCCCUGCCACCUUCCGCCACCUGCUGAAACUGCCCCGAACCCUCUUGCUCUUAAUUGGGGUGCCUCUUGCCAUAGUCCUGGUGUCUGGCUCCUGGCUGCUGGCUGUUGUAUGCUUCGUCUUUCUGCUUCUAUUUUUGUGGUUCCUUGCCGGCCAGCCCUGGAAGAAUCAUGUGUCCAUGUGUUUGCACACAGACAUGGCUGACAUCACCAAGUCCUACCUGAGUGUGUCUGGGUCGGGUUUCUGGGUGGCUGAGUCUGGGGGACAGGUAGUGGGGACAGUGGCUGCUCGGCCAGUCAAGGAUCCUCCAUUAGGGAGGAAGCAGCUGGAGCUUUUUCGCCUGUCUGUGUCCUCACAGCAUCGAGGACAGGGGAUGGCGAAAGCCCUGGUCAGAACUGUCCUCCAGUUUGCACGGGACCAGGGCUACAGUGAUGUUGUCCUUGAGACCAGUGUCAUACAGCAAGGUGCUGUGAGCCUCUAUGAGUCUAUGGGAUUCCAAAGGACAGGCCUAUUCUUACUGGACGGCAUUGUCGGAAGAGUCGUUGAUUUUUUUGUAAUUCGUUUCACAUACCCACUCCCUUCGGCUCAGGAACUCAGACUUUGAUCUUAUUUCUUCCAUAUCUGCCACGCUCCAUUUCACUGUACUGUAACAAGGAAACCCUCAUA